Messenger RNA from Xenopus tropicalis (tropical clawed frog), 951 nucleotides. RefSeq names its product olfactory receptor family 5 subfamily DO member 4B (gene or5do4b). The transcript has a single exon. The record is from RefSeq and is a predicted model, not a curated record. Gene Ontology annotation, biological process: G protein-coupled receptor signaling pathway; signal transduction; detection of chemical stimulus involved in sensory perception of smell. Gene Ontology annotation, molecular function: G protein-coupled receptor activity; olfactory receptor activity. NCBI's taxonomy places the organism in Eukaryota, Metazoa, Chordata, Amphibia, Anura, Pipidae. Gene Ontology annotation, cellular component: membrane; plasma membrane. Bases 1 to 951 code for a protein of 316 amino acids.
AUGAUAGUGAAUUCUAUGGAGAAUUUAACAUCUGCAGACAGAUUCAUCCUUCUUGGCCUCACCAGUACCCCAUACCUACAGGAAUUAUGUGUUCUUUUGAUUUUAAUAAUGUAUAUAGUCACAAUAGCUGGAAACUUGUUACUUAUCAUUGUGGUGGGGACCAGUGUUCAGCUGCAGACGCCCAUGUACUUUUUCCUGUGCAACCUCUCUGUCAUUGACAUCUGCUUCUCCUCCACCAUUGUGCCGAAACUCUUAAUCAAUACUUUAGCUCAUGACAAAAGUAUUUCUCUGUUUGGAUGUGCUUCACAAAUGUUCUUCCAUUUAGCUCUAGGAUGCACUGAGUGUAUGAUUCUGGCUGCCAUGGCCUAUGAUAGGUACGCAGCCAUCUGUAAACCUUUACACUACUACCAAGUUAUGAAUAAGAGAGUUUGCAUCUGCUUAGCUUCUGGAUCAUGGGCCGUCUCCUUGAUCAACUCUGCCAUUCAUGUGGUCUUUACCUUCCAGCUGCCUUUCUGCAGGUCCAACCAUCUCAACCAUUUUUUCUGUGAGAUACCUCCUUUUUUAUAUAUCUCUUGCAGAGACACUUGGUUUAAUGAGGUGGCCACGUACAUCUCUGCUAGUAUAAUUGGUAUAGGCUCAUUGUCUUUGACUCUCAUUUCCUAUGUUUAUAUAGUUUUAACCAUUCUUAAUAUGUGUUCCGCUGAAGGAAAAAUGAAGGCUUUCUCCACAUGUGCAUCCCAUCUCACAGUGGUCUUGCUGUACUUUUUUACCAUCUUCUUUAUGUAUUUGCAUCCUCACUCGGACUAUUAUCCAGAAACAUCCAAGAUGGUGUCUCUUAUUUAUACAGUUGUCACUCCAAUGCUAAAUCCUAUCAUCUAUAGCAUAAGGAACGUGGAGGUUAAAAGCAGCAUUAAAAACAAACUGACCAUUGAAACAUUUAAAAAAUUCUAA